Messenger RNA from Arabidopsis arenosa, 1099 nucleotides. The record is from the annotation of a GenBank genome assembly. Lineage: Eukaryota; Viridiplantae; Streptophyta; Magnoliopsida; Brassicales; Brassicaceae.
GUAUCUGAGAUCGUUGUAAUUGAGUGAUGGAGAAAGACGAUAACAGCGACAAGGUUUGUCUUUCAGUGAAGGAGAAAUGUACGUCAGAGCAGCCUGAGGAAAUGGUGACAAAUCUGAAGGCAUCUAUAAGAGAUUUGAGUGUGAAAGUGAACGAACAGAAUCAGAGAAAAUGUCAUGUUAAGGAUAAGCUUCAGCAGUUGCGAGAAAGGAUAAGCAAGGAAGGUGUUGAUGUUUCAGUCCAGGAGUUGAUGCCGCUUCUGAGAUCACUCAAGGAAAUAGAAAAGGAGGAAUCUAAAGUCCUGUCUAAAUGCAAUGCUAAGCGUUCUGCUUUAGAAGAUGCAGUUCAUGAUUUGGAGGAGAGAGUUGCUAAGGGGCAUGAUGAUGAGAUUCAAGAGGAAGAUUUAGAUGGUUUGUUGGUUGAAUCUUUAGAUAAUCUCACUUCAGCAAAGAAGGAGCUUGCAGCAACGCUAAGAGAAAUAGUGUCCCUGAAGCGACAAAUUGAUGAUGUGCCAUGCCAAUCUGAACUCCUCCAGUAUGAAAGAAGAUUCUCAGAGCUGAAUGUCUGUAUUCAGGAGAAACUUCAACAAACCAGGAAGCUCUAUGCAACAUACAAUGCUCUUUUAGAAAUAAAAGACUUGAUGCUAAAGGAGACAUCAUUACUGAAUUCAAUUGGUUCACAGUUUCAAGACGUGAUUGGUACACCUGCUGGCCGUGUGAAGCUUAUUGAUUCAAUGGAAGGAGUGAUGCAAGGAAUCCAACAGAAGAUAGGAAAAGUACAACUUGGGCUUCAAGAAGAGCAGAGGCUCCGUGAUGCUUCAAAAGAAAAGUAUGUAGCUGCAGCUGCAGAGCAAAGAAAAUGCUACACUGUACUAAGAGCAUUCCAGGAGGAAUGUACUAAGAAUGAGAAGCUGAGGAGUCAUAUAUCUGCUGUAAACACCUCUGACUCGAAAGAAGGGGCUGAAUAGGGUGAUAUGAAGUGGCUCUCCUUUCGAGUUUCAGCUAACCAGUGUAGAGCCAGAGUUGAUUUAGACAUGAUUCUCUUGUGAUAUGCUUUAUCCAUAUGCUCAGCCUUGCACGGAAAUAUACAAAAAUUUAUAGG